Cordyceps fumosorosea ARSEF 2679 is the source of this 1683-nucleotide messenger RNA. Its product is annotated as MFS transporter. Gene Ontology annotation, biological process: transmembrane transport. Lineage: Eukaryota; Fungi; Ascomycota; Sordariomycetes; Hypocreales; Cordycipitaceae. The record is from RefSeq and is a predicted model, not a curated record. The transcript has 9 exons. Bases 1 to 1683 code for a protein of 560 amino acids. Gene Ontology annotation, molecular function: transmembrane transporter activity. Gene Ontology annotation, cellular component: membrane.
AUGGCGACAGUGUUCAUCAGCAAGAGCGGCAAGAGCGCGACCAGCUCUUCGACCGUGUCCCUCAGCGACAUUCCUGAGCUGGGAGCGCCGAUCAACGAGCGGCAGUCCAUCUUUCAGCGACGUACCAAGGUGGACAAGGAAGCAAUCGCGACGCAGCAGAGCGUGUUUGACGACCCGUCCACCUUGGAGAAGUACUACCCGAAGCAGACAUGGGAAAACUAUCACCGGUUUGAUCCCUUGUUUCGCUGGACAUGGGGCGAGGAGUCCAAGCUCGUGUGGAAGCUCGACCUCCGCAUCAUGGUCUGGGCCUGCAUCAUGUUCAUGGCGCUGGAGCUGGACCGGGCCAACAUCCUGCAAGCGCUGACGGACAACUUUCUCAACGAUCUUCAUCUGACCACGGAUGACUACAACCUCGGCACAACCGUCUUCCGGCUCAGCUUCCUCUGCGCCGAGCUCCCCUCGCAGCUCGUCUCCAAGUGGCUGGGCCCGGACCGCUGGAUCCCGCUGCAGAUCUGCCUCUGGAGCCUCGUCGCCGGCGGCCAGUUCUUCCUCAGCGGGCGCUCCUCCUUCCUGGCCACGCGCGCCCUCAUCGGCAUCCUCCAGGGCGGCUUCAUCCCGGACAUCAUCAUCUACCUCUCCUACUUUUACAAGCACGCAGAGCUCACCAUACGCCUCGGCUUCUUCUGGACCGCGCUCAACCUCGCAGACAUCCUGUCCGCGGCGUUCGCCAUCGGCCUGCUCAACAUGCGCGGCCUCGCGGGCCGGGCCGGUUGGCGGUGGCUGUUCUUGAUUGAGGCGCUGCUCACCCUUGUCAUCGGCGUGCUUUCCUGGUUGUUGAUGCCGCCGGGCCCGUGCCAGACGGCCAGCUGGUUCCGGGGCAAGUCGGGCUGGUUCUCGGAGAAGGAAGAAAAGAUUAUUGUCAACAGGGUGCUCAGAGAUGACCCGAGCAAGAGCGACAUGCACAACCGCGAGCCCGUGACGCCGCGGCAGUUGUGGAAGAGCUUGAAGGACUACGAUCUCUGGCCGAUAUAUGCCCUGGGUCUCGUCUUCAUGAUCCCGAUGAACCCUCAGGGGAUGUACCUCACCAUCUCGCUCCGCGGCCUGGGCUUUAGCCGGAGCCAGUCCAACCUGCUCACCAUCCCUUCCACUGUGAUCCAAUGCUUCACAAUGCUCGGCUUGACGUACCUGGCGGAGCGCGUGCGCAACCUCUCCCUGGUGGCCAUGCUGGGACAGGUCUGGGCGCUGCCCUUUGUCAUCUACGUCAACGUCGUCGACACGGCUACUGUUAACAAAUGGGUCAUGUUUGCCGUCAUCACCCUGCUUCUGGGCUAUCCCAGCUCCCAUCCCAUCCAGGUGGCCUGGACGUCGCGCAACUCCAACACGGUGCGGUCCCGGACCGUUUCCGCCGCGACGUACAACAUGUUUGUGCAGGGUUGCUCCAUCAUCUCCGCCAACGUGUAUCGCGCCGACGACGCGCCGCUGUACCAUCGCGGCAACAAGGCCAUCCUAGGCGUCGUGUGCAUGAACAUCACGCUGUACGUGCUAACCAAGCUGUACUACGUAUGGCGCAACAAGUCGCGCGACGACAAGUGGCGGGCCAUGACGGAGGAGCAGAAACUGCAGUACUUGUCCAACCCGCCGCACCAGGGCAACAAGAGGCUAGACUUUCGGUUCGCUCAUUAG